Ilyonectria robusta is the source of this 570-nucleotide messenger RNA. RefSeq lists its product as uncharacterized. The transcript has 3 exons. Bases 1 to 570 code for a protein of 189 amino acids. The record is from RefSeq and is a predicted model, not a curated record. Lineage: Eukaryota; Fungi; Ascomycota; Sordariomycetes; Hypocreales; Nectriaceae.
AUGACGUUCCCGGGAAAGUGCUCCCCGGACCCCAGCGCAUCGAACCUACCCCUGUCGCCGCCAAUUCUACCGCCCCAUCGCUGUCGCAACACCGCCAAUGCCGCCAACAUAAACAACGGGCAAUCCUCCCAUGAUGGCACGAUGGUCCUCCCCAACGUUCCUCCCUCGACCUACAACACGCCGCGCUUUCCGUCCCUGAACGUCCAGACCCUAUAUGACACCACCGCGGACAGGCGAUACACACUUUACUAUGUUCUGGAUGUCUGGCGCUUUACGCUGAUAUGGACGCUUAUCAUUUACGCUCUGUUCCAUAUGGGCGCAGUCCUGGUUGCCAUGUUCACCCAUGGCUGGAAGAAGUCGUCCUGGAAGUACCUCUGGGCGGUGCCUGUGGUGUACCUCGUCAUGGCCGGCCUUGAAGCCGUCAUGGCCGGUAGCAUCGUUGGUUUAGUGCUGGGCGCUGUAUAUUCGGCGGGAUACUACGAAAUGAAUACGUGGAUACCGUGUACUUGGGGGUUCAUCAACGUGCUGGUUCUGAUCAUUUCGUCAUUCUCAAUACAAGGCGGGCUUUAG